Hirsutella rhossiliensis is the source of this 2022-nucleotide messenger RNA. RefSeq names its product RNA recognition motif domain-containing protein. Gene Ontology annotation, cellular component: nucleus; cytoplasm; ribonucleoprotein complex. The transcript is spliced from 11 exons. The record is from RefSeq and is a predicted model, not a curated record. Bases 1 to 2022 code for a protein of 673 amino acids. Gene Ontology annotation, molecular function: mRNA binding. Lineage: Eukaryota; Fungi; Ascomycota; Sordariomycetes; Hypocreales; Ophiocordycipitaceae.
AUGCGUCCUGAUACUCUCCGCCAGCCGGGGAAGAAGCCGUCUCUUGGAGACGGGCUUGAGCUGGACUUCAUGCGCAAGGCUUCCUCGUGCGAGCCCAUCAGCAAAGCUUCCACGUCGGAUGAUGAAAGCUUUAAUGGUGGAACACGUGGCGAGACCGCGAGCGACACGCUGCUCCGGAGCCCCAAGGCUCGAGCUCAGCUCAAGAAGCCUAUUUCGGCUGACGGUACUCCCGUCUCGACUCGCUCGACUAAUUUCAUGGUCGGAUCCAGUGAAGACGACGACGUCUUCGCCGAUGGCUCAAACGAUGGCUCAAACGAUGGCUUUCGCGGCCCAUCGAGCCCUCGUCGGGGAAGCGAAGUCGCUGUCUACCAGGAAGAUACGCGUGACAAGGUCGACCCGCAAACCAUGUAUGCGGGCUCUUCCUGCAUGUUUGUUGCCAAUCUUCCGCAACAGUUCCACGACCGAAAGCUCGAAGAGGAAGUGACUAAAGCUUUCAGCCAGUUUGGUAUUGUGUUUGUGAAGAUCAAGCGUGACUCCAGAGGCAUGCCGUUUGCCUUCUGCCAGUAUACGAAUGACCAAGACGCACAGUCCGCGAUGAGACUUGGCAAGGGCAUUAUGAUCCUCGAGCGACCUUGCCGCACCGAGAUGGCCAGAGCACACUCGUCCUUCAUCGUGUACAAGUAUUCCGGACAGCGGAUUCGCCUUCACGAGGCCCGCGAUCUUCUUCGCCGUCUCGGUCAGAUUUCCAAGGCCGAGUACCUCAACGAGGGCCUCCGAGCGGUCGCACGCCUUCCGCAGACUGUCGUCGUGACGUUCAAAAUGUACGACCCGAGACGCGAUCCUCCCAAGAUCUUCGCAUUUGACCCGACCUACUGCGUCAAGGUUUUUGACCCAAAGGCACUCUCCGCCAAGGAAAGCACCCCGGUUGCCGCCCCUCGCGAGGGUACCUUUCUUAAGCAGUAUGACAGAGACCGACGCUCGGCGUAUGUGGGAAACCUCCCGCCGAGCAUGACCAAGGAUGUCCUCAAGUCUCUUGCCAGCUCCUGUGGCGAAGUGGUGGACGUCCAGCUUCAUCACAAAGAGGUGGCGGGCGGAGGUGGUCUCAGAACUUGCUUCGGGUUUCUCGAAUUCAGUCGACCUGAUGCGCCUGAUGAGCUUGUGGAGGCAAUGCACGAUACUGACAUUGACGGCUAUCGGAUUCGAGCUGAGCGAAAGCAGUCUCGGUCUGCCGAGGCUCCACGAUAUGUCCCGCCGCCGGCCUGCGAGAUAUCGUAUCCACGAUACUCGACUGUCUGCGCGCGUGCUGGCUCAUUCGAGCUUGAAAAGCCCUCGGAUGGUGGCUAUGGCACUCCCUCGGGGAACACGGGGCGCAGCCGCCAGUCUCGUCCUACCGUUCUUGGCUCCGACUCGUCCCCGGCUCGUGACAUUUUCGAGCCUCCUGAGACGACCUUCGCUGGCUCGCCAUACGAUGAGGCUCGAACGUCUCGAGCAGAGUCCUUGGCCGUUCCAGGCUCGUCAGUCAAAAAGUCUGUUGAAUUCGACUUGCCUUGCCGCAACGUGUCUGGCUCGUCUGCUGAUUCGGGGCCUAGCGCUGCGCCUGUCAAGAUGGCUUCCAAGCCCACCACUCCCAAGGCCGCCAGCGUGCCCUCGACCUCGUCUGCCAGAAAGCGUCCUGGCUCUCGAGACACCGAGGCAACGCCCGCACCGCCGACUGCGAUGCCCUGGCUCCCACCCUAUCCCCCGUUCGGGUACCCAUACAUGGGAGCGCCGAUGACGCCUCAGGCAAAUCCUGGCCUCAUGUACGCCGGUUACAUGCAGCAUCCCAUGUACCAUACGAUGUACGACAUGUAUGGCAACAUGAUGCUCUCGCCGCCUCACAUGAUGCCGGCCUUCAACCCAGGACCUGUUUUCAACGGAACGCCGGCCCGCUCUGACCGCGACAACAAGUCCACUGUCGAGCCAGGCUCGGAGACUCCCGACGGUCGCAAGUCGGAAGGAAAGGGCAAGGAGCCAUCGCUUUGA